Diuraphis noxia (Russian wheat aphid) is the source of this 2898-nucleotide messenger RNA. RefSeq names its product terminal nucleotidyltransferase 5C-like. Lineage: Eukaryota; Metazoa; Arthropoda; Insecta; Hemiptera; Aphididae. The record is from RefSeq and is a predicted model, not a curated record. Gene Ontology annotation, biological process: mRNA stabilization. Gene Ontology annotation, molecular function: RNA binding; poly(A) RNA polymerase activity.
CAACAACCAACAAUCCGGACGUUUUAUUCAAACGAAAAAAAAAAUCGGUUUCGAAGAUAAAAGUUUGCCGACUGAGGAUUGCAACAGUUGUACUGUUGUUCCUACUACUUCCUAGUUCAUUGCGUUUAUAAUUUUCAUAAUCGUCGCGACAAACAAACAUUCGUCCCAAAAAUAAUUAUUGUUAAUGUUUUUAAUUAAUUAACUGUUUUCGUUGUCGUUUCAUUUUUUCCAACCUAUUUGAUGUUACCAUUUAUAUAUUUGAAUCAAUUGAUAAUAUUAUAAUCGCACUACAACACUUAGGCCAAUUUUUGACUUGCGUAAAUUUCGUAAGAUUUAUAACAAUAUGUGGAGCGACGGUUACCAUCAUCACAGUUGCAACAGAAACGGUAUCUGUUCGUUCUACAGAAGAAGGCACGUUUACAGAGACUUUCAGUCGAAAAUGAAAUCCGUCGAACAGGGCACGCCGUUACCUAUAAUGCAGAACGGACGUUUAAACGUGUCGACAGCUGACUUGAACCACAUGCGACCAGUUGCCAUGUUGUCCACAUGCGAUGACCGCCAUCGCGGGGCCUCUACCAACGCCACCACUGCGGGCGGCCGUGCACAACAAACCGAUCUCAGCCGCCUGGCCGUCCUGAGCUACGAACAAGUGGCCCGACUGAACGACGUGAUGGACGAGACUGUCAGCAUCCACGGCCGUGGAAAUUUCCCCACACUCGAGGUGCGUCUUCGUGACCUAGUGGCGAUGGUGCGCGACCGACUGCGCGCCCAAGCCGCGCCCGAAGACGACGACGUUGCGUUCCCGGCCGAAAGGUCCGCACCUCCGUCGUCGGAUGCUGAUGACACGUGCUUCCAAGUACGAAGCAUCAGACUCAACGGCGGAGCGGCCUCACACGUGCUGACCACCGACACACAACCGUACAAUGACCUGGACUUGAUAUUCAACAUCAGUCUGUCUGGGAACCGGGAUUUCGACCGUGUCAAGUCGGCUGUGCUCCGGGCCCUGGUCGACUUGCUGCCCGAGGGUGUCAGCCGCAAACGUAUGACGCCGUGCAGCAUCAAGGAGGCAUACGUGAGCAAAAUGGUCAAAGUGAACAAGGACGGCGACCGGUGGUCGCUGAUAUCGCUGGGUACGCUGCCGGGCCAGCGAAACGUCGAGCUCAAGUUCGUCGAUCGGAUGAAGAGGCCGUUCGAGUUCAGCGUUGACUCGUUUCAAAUCGUGCUCGACUCGCUACUGCUGUUCUACGAGUGUUCCAGCGGCGUGCCGAUCAGUGAGAGUUUCUAUCCGACUGUGGUCGGUGAAUCCGUAUACGGUGACUUCCGGGAUGCCAUGUACCACCUGGAGAACAAGCUGAUCGUCACCAGGAACCCAGAGGAGAUUCGUGGCGGCGGACUGCUCAAGUACUGUAAUUUGUUGUUACGUAACUACGCACCCGACUACGACGGUGACGGUACUAAGAAGCUAGAACGGUAUAUGUGCUCCAGGUUCUUUAUUGACUUCUCCGACAUACACCAACAGCGCGCUAAGCUAGAGAACUAUUUGAAAAAUCACUUUUGCGCCCCCCAAGAGGAAUAUAUGAAGCUCCAAUACCUCAACGUGCUAAAACAGGUGGUCGAAGAAAGCACCGUAUGCCUGAUGAUACAUGAGAGGCAUCAGACCCUAUCGCUGAUCGCCGAAUUGUCGUGGCGGCUGAUGGCCGGUCACGGAAUGUACUACUAUUACCAUCCACAGCCGCAGCUGACCAUGUCUAUUGGACACCACAGCCAAUUGCCGGCACAACUACAUUGCCCUUCAUAAGUGUGUUUGAAUUUGAUUUUUUUUAAAUAUUUUUAUUAUUAUUAUUUUUUUUUUUAAAUGAUACGUUUAACAAUUUAACAAAAAAAUGUUCAUAUUAUGUUAUUAUAUAUAUACAUGAUCUCUAAAAAAAAACAAGUCUCUCGCACUCUGCCUCGCCCGCCUCCUUCAUCCCAACAAAUUUUUAUUUGACACCCGCGUAACGGCGCCGACCCAGUGAACAAAUUUUCACGUUUGUAUAUUGUCCGUACGACUUUGAAUGAUUUAUCUUUAAAUGUCUGUUAAUUUAUUCAAAUUUUUGUUUAAUAUAUUAUUAUGAUUGCGCAUUUGCGUUGUACGUACGUUUUCCGUUUAUAAAAAUGUAUUAGGCUUUAUGAGGUUGAACAAAAAAAAAAGAUUUUAUAUUUACUUUCGUUGCGUACUUAAUUGGCUACAAUUUUUUUUUACGUUUUGGCAGCCAUCGUUGACUAUUGCACAUUAUCUAUAUUAUAUGAAUCAAAAGAGUGAAUACAUUCUGCAGUUUACAGAGCGGAACGGCCAACAUAUGAAACACCGAAUCUAUUAUUAUGUUUUUACUUUUUUCUAAUCCUAUAUGUAUAUAAUUUAUUCAUAUCUCUGAUUCGGAAGCACAUUAGACAGUUAACAAUAUUGUAUUAAUUUUAUCCGCACAUCGUCUUGUAAUGAAWAAGUUACUAUCGAUUCCCAAAUCUGUCGUAAAUAUAAUAUAUAUCUGUUAUACUUGGUAUGUUUGAUAUGCUAAGGAAAAAAUGCUUAUGGCCCGAGUUAGAGAGACUUAUUCUUAUUAUUUUUAUUUUUAAUAUAUUUGUAUAUAUAAUACACACACACGCGCACGCGAAUUAACGUGUAUUACGCACGGUGUACAAUUACAACAUAUAAACAGUUGUUUUACUCAAAAUUAAAAAUACCAUAACAACAUAUUGUGCGCGUGUAAAAAUAUCUCCUAAAACAAAAAAUACAAAAUAUAUGAUGUGAACCGGUUACCGUACCGAAAUUUUUAAACUGUUUAAUGAUAAAUCAUUAUUAUAUAAUAUUAUUUAUCGUUCCCUUACAAAUAUUGUGUGUAAAAGUUAAACUUUUUUUAU